AUGGCUGAUGUUGAUCCAGAGACCCUUCUGGAGUGGCUUCAGAUGGGACAAGGAGAUGAGAGGGAAAUGCAGCUUAUAGCUCUGGAGCAGCUUUGUAUGCUUCUUCUGAUGUCUGACAAUGUUGAUAGAUGCUUUGAAAGCUGUCCGCCGAGAACAUUUCUGCCAGCUCUGUGCCGUAUUUUCCUGGAUGAAUGUGCGCCAGACAAUGUGCUAGAAGUGACAGCUCGUGCUAUUACCUACUACCUGGAUGUGUCUGCUGAGUGCACUAGAAGGAUUGUAGCAGUGGAAGGGGCAAUUAAAGCUCUCUGCAAUCGUCUUGUUGUGGCAGAGAUGUCUUCUCGCACAAGUAAAGAUCUGGCAGAGCAGUGCAUUAAAGUGUUGGAAUUGAUUUGCACAAGGGAAUCUGGUGCAGUGUUUGAAGCAGGCGGUCUGAAUUGUGUACUAACAUUUGUUAGAGAACACGGCUCACAGGUUCACAAAGAUACUCUCCACUCCUCCAUGACUGUUGUAUCACGACUGUGUGGUAAGAUGGAGCCUCAAGAUGCAGCAUUGGAGACUUGUAUAGAAUCUCUGUCUACGCUUCUUGAUCACGAUGACCCAUUUGUUGCAGAUGGUGCAUUGAGGUGUUUUGCAUCCCUUGCUGACCGAUACACGCGAAGGUCCUUAGAUCCAGCUCCUUUGGCCCAUCACGGUCUUAUUCAGGAUUUGCUGUCCCGACUUCAGCGUGUUGGAGAAAAAGCUCAUAAUGCAUCAACAACAUCCACUCCAGGCAAGAGCUCCGUAAGUGGUGAUGGCAAGACAAGUCCCAGCGUCUCAACAGUGAUAAGCUUGCUGUCCACUCUGUGCCGAGGGUCUCCAAGUAUUACUCGUGAUCUCCUUCGCUCAAGUUUACCAGAAGCUAUUGAAAGUGGAUUGCAGGGGGAUGAGCGAUGCUGUUUGGACACAAUGCGAUUUGUGGAUCUUCUGCUUGUUCUGCUAUUUGAAGGCCGCCAGGCACUACCAAAGUCAGGAGUAAAUACCAUCACUAGUAGGUUGCCAGGGUUACGAAGAACUGAUAGUUCCAGUGACAGAUCUCAUCGACAGCUAAUUGACUGCAUCCGCAGCAAAGAUACAGAUGCCCUAAUUGAUGCUGUUGAUAAUGGAUUUGAAGUCAACUUCAUGGAUGAUGUUGGACAGACUUUACUGAACUGGGCAUCUGCAUUUGGUACUCAGGAAAUGGUGGAAUUCUUGUGUGAGCGUGGGGCUGAUGUCAACAGAGGUCUAAGGUCAUCUUCUCUUCACUAUGCUGCCUGCUUUGGUCGUCCACAGAUAGUGAAAACAUUGUUACGUUUUGGUGCUAAUCCAGACUUGAGAGAUGAAGAUGCAAAGACACCUCUAGACAAGGCUCGGGAGCGUGGAGAUGAAGGCCACAGGGAGGUUAUUGCUAUUCUUCAGUCACCUGGAGAAUAUAUGGUUCCUGCGAGUAGAGAACUACCUUCAUCAUCAGCAGGAACAUCUGCUCUAUUUGGUGCCUCAACAUCAUCUCAGUCAACUGCAGCAGCAAUUCACAUGGAAACAUCAGAUAAAGAUCUCAAAGAGGAGUCAGAGGGGGAGAAAGUGGAGACCAGUGAGAUUAAGGGUGACCCUGAAGUUUCACCCAUUUAUGUUCGACACCUGCUCCCUGUGUUUACAAAUGUUUUCCAUGUGACUAUGAUCUCAUCAAUCAGGAAAGCCAGCCUGUCUGUGAUCAGGAAAAUGCUACAUUACAUUGAUAAAGAUCUUCUUGCUGAGAUGACAGGUCCUGAGUUUUCCUCACCAAAUUUUGCAUCAUCCCUUACUGAGGUUUUGUCUAUUGUUUUGGAUGCAGAGGAUGAUGAUGAUGGUCACAUGACUGUCCUGCAGAUUAUGCAAGAUCUGAUGUUAAAAUGUCAGGAAGUGUUCCUAGAGCAUUUUGCUAGACUGGGUUUGUUUUCCAGGGUGUUGAACCUGGCAGGACCACAAGCCACUGAUGAUGAAGGAUCCAAAUCGAAAGAUGAUAAGGAAGAAGAAGAUGCUAACCUGUCAGAUGCCACAGAAAUUGUACCAGGACGACCAUAUCAUUGGAGAGAUUGGUACAUUGUUCGUGGCCGGGACUGCUUGUAUCUAUGGAGUGAAGGAACUGCUCUGGAACUCAGCAAUGGCAGCAAUGGCUGGUUCAGGUUCAUUCUGGAUGGCAAACUGGCAACAAUGUACUCCAGUGGAAGUCCAGAAGGUGGUUCGGAUAGCUCAGAAAAUAGAGGUGAGUUUUUAGAUAAGCUACAAAGAGCUCGUAGCCAGAUUAAAACAGGAACUCCUAGCCAACCUAUUCUGACAAAGUCAGGUCCUACAAGACUUGUUGUUGGUAAUUGGACACUCAUGUGUAAAAAGGACGGAGAACUGCAGAUUCAGAAUACAGAUGGUCAGCAGGCUACCAUUCUACGGGAGGAUCUGAUGGGUUUUGUGUUUGAAUCCAACCGAGGCACCAAGCAUUCAUUUACCGCAGAGACAACACUGGGACAGGAAUUUGCUGUAGGCUGGGGAGGCAAAAAGAGCAGGAAACUCAAAUCUAAAAAUGCUAUCCGUGAUAAGGUCAGGAGUACUGCCAGAGAACUUUAUGAAGAAUAUUUCAGAGCAGCUGAAGCCAAACCUCGAGGUGUUGUUUCAAAGCUGUACUCCAUAGUACAACAGCUGGAGUCAGCAUUUGCUCGUCAGCUCAGUCAGAUCAAGCCACCCAGUGAAGGUAUCUCUUGGUGCCAGGAGAUGUGUAGUGCUUUGGAGGAGCUUGUGAUUCUGCUCAAGGAUGAACAUACAAUAUCAUCAUUUGAACUCUACAAUAGUGGUUUGGUGCAAACUCUCCUUGGUAUUCUUAGUAGUUCCACAGAUGAGUGCUCUUCCAAGGUAUCCAAGAAGCAAAUGAGGAGUCGUAUCAAUAUUUUCAAAACGGUUUUCCAUGAUCAUGAACGAGAAAACGGGGUGACCUCGGCUGUCCAAUUGACCAGAAAACUGAUCUCAGCCCUUGAAGCAAUUGAGAAGUUGCCCGUGUAUUCCUAUGACCUACCUGGAUCUGGUUAUGGACUGCAGAUUCUAACAAGAAGGUUACGCCUUAGACUAGAGAAAGCUCCUGGAGAGAACACGCUGAUUGAUCGCACAGAUCGUUGCUUGAAAGUGGAACCACUGACCACAGUUGCUGACUUGGAGCGUUAUUUACUGAAAAUGGUGGCAAAACAGUGGUAUGACUUUGAUCGGCAGACAUUUAAUUUCGUAAAGAAGCUGAAAGAACCUGACUCUGCAAUUACAUUUAUACAUCAGAGUGACUUUGAUGAAAAUGGUUUGCUGUACUGGAUCGGAACAAAUGGAAAGACGUCAAGUGAAUGGGUAAAUCCAGGCCAGUAUGGCCUAGUUGUGGUGACUUCCUCUGAGGGACGCAGCCUACCUUAUGGCAAGUUGGAAGACAUCUUGAGUAGAGACAGUGCUGCCCUAAACUGUCAUACUAAUGAUGAUAAGAAAGCAUGGUUUGCAAUUGACCUUGGUGUUUGGUUGAUUCCAUCUUGCUACACUCUAAGGCAUGCCCGAGGAUAUGGAAAGUCAGCACUACGUAACUGGGAGUUUCAGAUGUCAAAAGAUGGAAUUACUUGGCAGACGCUUUACAGGCAUGAGAAUGACACCUCUUUAAAUGAGCCAGGACAACCCAAUAAACUCAUCCUCCUUCUCUUUCUGUUGGUGUCUGUGUCUACAGCAUCUUGGCCUAUUGACCUCCCAGGUGAUGAAAAGCAAGGCUGGAGACAUGUCAGGCUUCACCAGAUUGGCAAAAAUGCCAGUGGACAGACCCACUAUGUCUCUCUGUCUGGAUUUGAAAUCUACGGACGUGUCACUGGAGUGUGUGAUGAUAUUGGCAAAGCAGCAAGAGAAGCAGAGGCAAACUUGCGACGUCAGCGCAGAGUGCUUCGCACUCAUGUCCUGAAACAGAUGGUGCCCGGAGCCCGCGUAAUCCGAGGUAUGGACACCCGGACACACAGGACAAUAGUGGGCUUUCUGUCCAGCAGCAGGUGCUGGGUGGAUGUGACAUGGGAUGCAGGUGGCUCUAAUUCAUACCGCAUGGGUGCAGAAGGAAAAUUUGACCUGGCCUUGGGUCCAUCACAUGACCCAGACAAGUUGAGGUUCACAAAACCUGAUACUGUGUCCACUCCAACUCUUAGCAGAAACAAAAACAGUAUGGCAGGCCUUGCGGCCACUUCAGAGAAAAUUAAGGUUGGUGUGCUGACAAGUCGAAAGAGUAGUUCCACUCCUAGUCUCAGUGAUGUGAUGGACUCUAGAGCAUCUGUUGCCAGCACUGAACAGGCUUCUUCCGCAGAAAACCUCACAUCCAGUAUUAAAGCGGCUGCAGAAAAUGUAGCAGAGAGCAUGGUCAAUCUUGCCAGCUCUGAAGCUAUUGUCAUGGUAACCAUGGAGAGCGCUGAAGAGGAAGCAACUACACCUAGUGGCACAGCCCCAGCAUUCAGUGGUCCAAGUGGUUCGGGCUUAAACACAUCCAGCCUGACUGCAACCAAAGGAAGUAAUAUGGUGGCCGCCGAUCCCUUAGUUGUUGUACAUAGAGGAAAUGAUGACAGUCUGGGAGAUUAUGGUGUGUUGGACCUGGCUUCAGAUCUGGCACUUGGGCUGGAUGUAGGUUCCUUAUCAGAGUCUUUGAGAGGUGCAGAAGGUGGAGUCAAGGAGCAUGUACAGAAUUUGCAGAAUGCACGUGACUCCAGGGAUAAAGCUGCUAAAAGUGAUGCCCGAAAGACUGGUAUUCCUGAAGAGACAACCAGAGGAUCACCUACCAAUUCUAUGAGUGCCAGCGAGCCAAAUUUGCCUACUAGUUUAGAUCCAACAGCAAGCCUGUUAGACUCCUUUGUGGCAGUCACUCGUCGCAACAUGACUGCUCCACAUGGCAGCAAUAUAGUACGCAACACACAUGCCAGCAGUUUAGUUCGCUUGGCAUUGGCCAAUUCACCAAAUAAUUUACUGAGUGCUGCUCAGAGCUACCCUAGUCUUACAGCCUCAAACGUGCCUACCUCCAGUACUCUCACAACCACUCAGACUAUGGCAAAUGUGAUGUCACUGAGUCAG
Molecule: messenger RNA, 5103 nt
Organism: Candidula unifasciata
Lineage: Eukaryota; Metazoa; Mollusca; Gastropoda; Stylommatophora; Geomitridae
Source: the annotation of a GenBank genome assembly